AUGGUGGAGGAGAUGCACGUCAUGCUCACCAAUACGACUGCCAGGCCACAACAAGGCCAGAUGAAAGCGAAACGAAGUACGGGGUGGUCCCAGAACCAGGUCGAUGUCACUGCAAACUCACCGAGCGGCUCCAUGUUUGACGAAUCACCGAGUUCGAUUGCAGAAGAACUGCGGAUGACCACAAUGCAGAGCACGGAACAGCCUCAUGAUCAACUCGAUGUCGCUGCAUACUCAUUGAGCGGCUCGUCAAUUGGCGAACCCUCUGGUCCCAUCAAACAACAUGGAAAAGGGGUUCCUUCAGUGAGCAUUGCGGAGAGCACACCUCGUCGUAGGGGUCUGAGACGCCAUGUCGACCUACCAGCGGCCACUGUCGCGCUCAACAUUGAACGCCGUGCUUUCGGAGCAAGAGAAUACGAGGCGUUCAAACAGCGACACGCACAGCCGAAGAAGAGUUUGAAGCCAUAUUUCCUGACGAGUGUGGCGCCUACAAACCAGGAGCUGCAGGACUCCAUACCGCAUAUCUUCCAAUCGACAGCAGAGGGUAAACAGCAGACGCAAGAGCUGAAGAACGAGAUAAGCAGAUGGACGCAGGAGUUCGCUCGCUUCGUCGACGACACGAAAGCAACUCAGUCCAACAAAGACGGGCAUGUCUUGUCGUUGUUAGGAGCGCUGAACGAGGCAGUCGAUAGCAGUACUGGAAAGAUGAGAAAGCUGUUCUACGAGACUUCGGACUCGGCGGGCUUCACAUCAGUACUGAACCAGGUUGAGACAAUGUCGAAAAGCGUGAGGGUGAUGAAAGAGAUUGAAGACUUCCAGGAUGCCAAAGAGGAAUGGUCGGAGCAAACUGUCAGAUAA
Molecule: messenger RNA, 855 nt
Organism: Alternaria ventricosa
Lineage: Eukaryota; Fungi; Ascomycota; Dothideomycetes; Pleosporales; Pleosporaceae
Exons: 2
Coding region: 1-855 (284 amino acids)
Source: RefSeq, a predicted model, not a curated record